Molecule: messenger RNA, 1881 nt
Organism: Cajanus cajan (pigeon pea)
Lineage: Eukaryota; Viridiplantae; Streptophyta; Magnoliopsida; Fabales; Fabaceae
Source: RefSeq, a predicted model, not a curated record
UCAUAUUCAAGUUGGUACCAGAGCACUCUGGUCCAGGAACCCUAAUAAUCCAGCUGCCAACAUCUAGGAUUUCUAGGGUUUUCGAGUUUUGUCUGCGGUUGCCGGAGUUGACACCGCCUGCACACUCAGAGGUCGUCGAUCGGCCUCUCCGUCGCGAGCCACCGUCAGCCACUGUCUCACAUGCUCUCACGCGCGGUUUUUGUUGAUGAAGCUCGCCUCACGCGCCGCCCUCCCAGCCUCCGUUUGCGACGCGAUUCACUCCGUUGGACUCGCUGGCCCUCCCUCUUCUCGUUUUGGCCCUUUUCAGGUUGUGGGUCACACACUCUAGGUGGUCUGUUGGUAGUCGUUUGGUUGCGGCCUCGGAGUUUCAUGGUCAUUUGGUUGCGGCCUCGGAGUUUCGUGGUCGUUUGGUUGCUGCCUUGAAGUUCCGUGGUCGUUUGGUUGCUGUCUCGGAGUUCCGUGGCUGUUUGGUUGCUGUCUCGGGGUUCCGUGGCUGUUUGGUUGCUGUCUUGGGGUUCCAUGGUGGUUUGGUUGCUAUCUCGGAGUUCCGUGGUUGAUUGGUUGCUACCUCGGAGUUUCGUGGCUGAUUGUUUGCUGUUUUUCUUCUUUUUCUCUUCAUGGCAGAGAUUCCUAAGGAGAAUCCAAAAAUUGAAUCUUCCAAAAGGGGGCUGGUCUCCUUUGCCUUUUCUGGAUCACCUACUAUUACAUCUGAAAAGCUUAAUGGUAAAAAUUAUUUGGAUUGGUCCACUGCGGUUGAAAUGUGGUUUUUAGGUCAGGGUCUCUAUGAUCAUCUUACUAAAAGGGCGUCCGAAGUUGAUAAAGAGGUGAGAGAUGAAUGGCAACGGACAGAUUAUCAACUUGUAUCUCUAUUGUGGCAGUCCAUUGAGCCUAAAUUAAUGGUGCAUUUUCGUCCGUACAAGACAUGCUAUGAUAUUUGGAAGAAGGCUCGAAAUGUCUAUGCCAAUGAUAUCCAAAGAAUAUACGAGUCUGUUCAUGGUCUGGCAACUCUUCGUAUGGUUGAUAAUGAUUUGCCAACGUAUUUGAAUCGUGCUCAAUCCACUAUUGAUGAGCUCAAGCUAAUGUUGGUUAGUGAUGAUCCUCAACAAAUAUUAAACAAACUUGAUAAUAUGUUUAUGGUGUUUAUCCUUCAAGGACUCCACAAAGAUUACGGAUCUGUUCGAGAUCAAAUCUUGACAAAUCCUGUCAUUCCUACAGUAGAAGAACUCAUAGAUCGACUGAUUCGGGUCCCUUCACCAGAGGCAGAUCCUCACACAGAAUCUGAGUCCUCUGCUUUUAUCUCUAGUACAGCUGACCGUGGAAGUCGAGGGCGUGGUCGAGGUCGUGGUCGUGGUAAAGGGGGUAGAGGAAACCUCCAUUGUACCUACUGUCAGAGAGAUGGACAUACACGAGACAUGUGUUAUUCCUUGCAUGGGCUUCCGAGCAAGACAGCUAAUGUGGUUCAAUUUCCAACUUCAGCUCCAGAGCUCAAGAUUGAACCGGAGGGCAAUCAUCCAAUCACAUUAUCUACCGAUGAUUAUCAAGAGUAUCUUCAAUUGAAGGCAACUAAACAUGCCUCUUCUUCCAUCACUGUUGCUCAUACUGGUAAUUCUACAGUUUGUCUCUCUCAUUCUACUUCUAUUGGACCUUGGGUUUUGGACUCCGGUGCUUCUGAUCACCUAACUGGUAAUGCCUCCCUUUUCCCUAACCUAUCAUCACCUAAAACUCCACAUCAUAUCACUCUUGCAAAUGGGUCAAAAGUUCAAGUCACUGGACCGGAGUACGGGACAGACGAUUGGAGUCGGAUCUGAAUCACAUGGUCUCUACUACCUUCAGCCUUCUACCUCUACCAUAUGUGCAUCUGUUGAGUCUCCUGGUUUAAUC